Messenger RNA from Gadus morhua (Atlantic cod), 2405 nucleotides. RefSeq names its product lymphocyte antigen 6 family member pge (gene ly6pge). NCBI's taxonomy places the organism in Eukaryota, Metazoa, Chordata, Actinopteri, Gadiformes, Gadidae. The record is from RefSeq and is a predicted model, not a curated record. Bases 95 to 466 code for a protein of 123 amino acids. The transcript has 3 exons.
AUCAGGUAGGGUGGGGGGAGGGCGUGCGUAUGGAGACGACAACCUGCUUCUCAUAGUGUGAGCAGUACACCCCAUAAGGACCCAAUUCGGCAACAUGAAGGCUGUCCACUGCUGGCCUGUAGCGCUGCUUCUGUCUUUGGUUCUACUGCCUGACUACACUGCGUCCCUGAGAUGCUACACCUGCAUGGGCUCCAACAAUGAGGACUGCAACCGGCAAGGCUCCAAGAUCUGCCCCAGCUUCUCUGACGCGUGUGCCGUGGUACUGGGCCAUGACAGCGGGGUGAUGAAGACCUGCUCCUACAAGGCCUUCUGCAGCCAGGCCAACAGCCAGGGCUACCGCUCCCCGGGGGUCAGGGUCCACUGUUGCUACGGCGACGACUGCAACGUCACGGGCGUGGCCGCCGCGCUGCCCGCUCUCAGCUUUCUGCUGCUGUCUCUGGCCGUGGUGCUCCCUUGGGGGGCCUGACCGCAACACCACUACCACCACUACCACCACUACCACUGCUACUGCUACCACUACUACUACUACUGAGACUAUUAGUACUGCCAGUACUUCUACCACAACUACUACUACUACUAAUACUACUACUACUACUACGGCCAGUACCUCUACUGUACUACUACUAAGACUACUAGUACUGCCAGUUCUUCUACCACUUCUACUACUACUACACUUCAACUAAUACUACUACUGGCAGUACUUCUACUACUGCUACUAGUACUACUACCAUCAAGACUACUACAACUGCCAGUACUUCUGCCACUACUACUACUACUACUACUACUAGUACUACUACCACUAAGACUAAUACUACUAGUACUACUACCAUUAAGACUAAUACUACUGCAGGUACUUCUACUACUACUCCUACUACUACGACGACAACGAUGAAUGCUACUCCUGCCAUUAUUUUGACAAGUGCUAAUACUACUACGAGGAAAUGUGUAACUUUCACCGUUAAUGCCAUCUACAGUGUGACUACACUUGUAUCCUCUCAACACAUCGAUGCCAAGGAACCCUGUCUCUACUUUUACUACCCCUACCUGCUUUUAUAUGGUUGUUGAAGACAGGCAAGACGUGAUGAGGACUUCAGGAUUUAUUCGUUCAUCUGGUGGAUCGCUGCCGUCCAUGAUUAAUGAUUAAUAGGGUAAUUAGCUAAACUAAGGUGUCAUCCUCUGCGUACAAGUUACGAUGCUUAAAUGAUUUAUUCUUAUAUGGUCUGUUUUGCUACAGCACUCAAACCUGCCUGGCACAAAGAAUGAAACAACAUGUUAUCAGGUUCAUUGUUUGCCGUUUCAAAACUAAAUGAACUGUGACAUCUAUGAUUAAUUCACACUCAGGCAAAUAAGGCAAAGACCAAAUGCAGUUGCUGGCGUGGAAUUAACCAAUUAGCCUCUGAACUCUCAAUGACGCAUCUGAGUCAAAUGUACGUGCGUUGUUUUAAUGCAAUACCAGCUAGUGUGUGAAAUGUGAAAUACCCUUAGUUUCAGCGAUGGGGGGGGGGGCUCCCUACAUAGUGCGCCACUGUUAUGCUGAAGGUCACCCAGACUCAAUUCUAGUGGCGGCGCUAAAUGACAAAAACAAAUGAGUGACAUGAGGUUUAAUGUGCAGUCCCCAAAAAGUUUGGGAACAGCUACGACAAAUUGAUAGAUUUUUUGUGAUUUGUUGAAAUAUUAUAUGAAUCUAUUAAUGAUGUGUCAUUAUUGCACAUUAAUAAUUAAGAUUUGAAUAUCUAAGAACUUUUCAAGAUCGUAAUUAUAUUCGGUAUCAUUAGCAGUUAUAAUACCAAUCCACAAGGUGCAAAUGUGAUAAAUUCAGACUAAUAUGAACUAAUAUCAACAUAAUAUGAACUAGGCAUAACCUAUAUUAACCCAUGUCUGCAUUAUUGGAAACUCGGUAGUUGAAAGAGUAGAAUAAUGUGUUUUGAAUCACCUAUUUGAGAAUAUGUUGAAGAAAUAAUACAUUUCCUAAUAAUAUUAGAUAAAUAUAAUAUAGCUGCCUAUCUGAAUUUAUUGAUGACCUACAUAAUGCAUAUUUAAUAGCCAGCUGAUGUGAACAAUUAAAAAAUGUUUGUUGACAUCCUUAAAGAUAUGAUCUCAAUACGUAGGGAACCAUGUAUUGUCAUCAAUAUAUCAAUAUAAUUAAGAUUAAUGUGACCUUUGAAAAUCCACCGGACAAACCCGACUCUUCACCACGGCUUGUAGUUCUCCCGACCUACACUGUGGGGCAGUGCAAGCAUACUUUUUGAUGUCCGAUCCAGGCAAAUGUCAAAUCAACUUCUUGACUAAGAAUCACUCCUAAAUCGAUUGCUGUUCGUGAAAUAAGAAUUUGCAACGCUAUUUUAUGAUUGUUUGUAUUUUUUUGUGUAUCGUCAAGAAAAGAUAAAAAAUACCUCUCCCUUUCA